Aspergillus chevalieri is the source of this 267-nucleotide messenger RNA. RefSeq lists its product as uncharacterized. The transcript is spliced from 4 exons. Bases 1 to 267 code for a protein of 88 amino acids. Lineage: Eukaryota; Fungi; Ascomycota; Eurotiomycetes; Eurotiales; Aspergillaceae. The record is from RefSeq and is a predicted model, not a curated record.
AUGGCUAAUUACAAGCUGUCGGUUCGAUAUGAGAAUAAGAAAGCGUAUGACACGUACUCGAAGGUUCUUCUGCACAUAGUCAAUCUUAGGUUUAUUUCAAAGGGUGCGCAGGCAGUGGAGCCUUUUACUGCUAAUGACGAACAACCGCCGGUUGAAACUACGACUCUCAGAGCAAUAAACGCGAUCUCAUUGGGUGAACUGCGGAGUGUAGACCUGGGGCCCGGGCUGUUGACUGAGAUUCAUGUGCAGAAGGAAGAAGGAAGUUGA